Molecule: messenger RNA, 1149 nt
Organism: Zingiber officinale
Lineage: Eukaryota; Viridiplantae; Streptophyta; Magnoliopsida; Zingiberales; Zingiberaceae
Exons: 1
Coding region: 1-1149 (382 amino acids)
Source: RefSeq, a predicted model, not a curated record
AUGAGGAAUGAGAUCAAACAACUGACUCAGAGGCUGGAAAACUCUGAAAAACACCAGAAGAUGCAAGACAGUCAGAUAGCUCAGAUAGCUCAGUACGUCUCAAGAGCACAGGGUACAUUCCCAGGGAAGCCAGACUUAAAUCCAGUGGAACAUUGCAAUCACAUUGAGCUGAGGAGCGGACGUACUGUGGGAGACUCUCAAAUCAUUACUCAGAAGGAGCCCUCUCUCCUAUUGCCCAAUCAGACUCAAAAUAAGGAUAGAGAAGAGGCUACUAAAAAGAUUGAAGAAACUUUUCAAGCUACCCCACAGAAUCAGACGAUCCCUUUUCCUCAGAAGCUUAUAGCAUCCCAGAAAGAUGAAGAGUUUAACCGCUUCCUGAAGAACAUCAAAGAAAUCUGCAUAGAAGUACCACUGAUGGAUGCGCUGCACCAAAUGUUGAAGUUCGUAAAUUUUUUAAAGGGAAUAUUAUCUAAUAGAAGGCAGAAGGGUGACUUCGAGACUGUAGCAUUAACAAAGAAUUGUAGCGCCCUCCUUAUGGAGAAUUCUCCACCAAAGCUUCAGGAUCCAGGAAGUUUCUCCAUACCAUGCAAAAUUGGUUCCGAACUUAUACCGAGAGCUUUCUGCGACUUGGGGGCCAGCGUCAGCCUACUUCCGUACACUUUAUGCAAGAAGCUGGGCCUCCAGAACAUUAAAUUGACCACUAUGGCACUGCAAUUAGUUGACCAUUCAUGUAGAUACCCAAUGGGGAUAUUGGAAGAUAUACCAGUUGAAGUAGGUGGAUGCAUAGUUCUCACAGAUUUCAUUAUCUUGGAUAUGGAGGAAGACCCUAAGAUACCGAUUAUCCUUGGAAGACCAUUCCUUGCCACAGUUGGAGCCAUCAUUGAUGUAAAAAGUCACAGGUUAUCCUUGGAGAUCGGCAGAGAAAAGAUUGAGUUUAAUUUAUCAGAUUCCUCCAUCUGCAACCCCUCUUCUCAGGGAAAUUCUCUCAAGAUCAACAUACACGAAGUCGAGGAGUGCAAUUUCCAUGAGAGUUCCCCUCUAGUAAGCACCACGAAGUACAUUUGUCCUGCGCGAGAGAAACUGAAGGCGCAGGCUGGAGCAUUAACCCCAAGAGGAGAGCCGUCCUUCCACGGGUUUAGUCCGCAUUAA